UUCCAUGCUGUGAGUGAGGGGGCGCGUUGCUUGUGGCGUGCGAGCAAGAUGGCGGCGGCCAAGAGGAAGCGUGGAGCCGGGCCGGGUCCGAAGAAGAAACGUGCCAAGAAGGCUCCGAAAGAGGUGGAGGAGAAAGAGCCGUUCUCAGUGGCCAGUGCAGGGUCCGAGGAGCACCAAAUCCCUCCGCCUGUUUCGCAGGGCAAAUGGAGAAACAAAGAGAGAGUGCUUAUUUUUUCUUCCAGAGGAAUAGAUUUCAGGACCAGACAUCUCAUGAAAGACUUGCGAACACUGAUGCCCCAUUCUAAAGCAGAUACCAAAAUGGACAGGAAGGACAAACUUUUUAUAAUCAACGAGGUCUGUGAAAUAAAAAAUUGCAACAAAUGCAUCUUUUUUGAAGCAAAGAAGAAACAGGAUCUUUACAUGUGGCUUUCAAAUGCCCCUCAAGGUCCAUCAGCCAAGUUUUUAGUACAAAACAUUCAUACGUUGGCAGAGCUGAAGAUGACGGGCAACUGCUUGAGAGGCUCCCGCCCCCUUCUGUCUUUUGAUUCAACUUUCGACCAGCACCCACAUUAUGCAUUGCUGAAAGAGCUGUUUAUUCAGAUUUUUAGUACUCCACAGUAUCACCCCAGGAGCCAGCCUUUUGUAGAUCAUGUCUUCACGUUCUCGAUCAUAGACCACAGGAUCUGGUUUCGAAAUUACCAGAUCGUAGAAGAAGACGCCACUCUGGUUGAGAUCGGACCUCGCUUUGUCUUAAACCUUAUCAAGAUCUUCCAGGGCAGCUUUGGGGGACAAACCCUGUAUGAAAAUCCUCACUACCAGUCUCCAAAUAUGCAUCGGCGGGCCAUAAGAUUGGCCACCGCAGCUAAAUUCAGGGAGAAACAGCAGAUGAAAGAGCUGCAGAAGGUAAAGAGAAAGGAAGAGAAGACCCUCGUACCCGAAGACCCAACCGAGGCAGUUUUUGAAACACCAGCAGAAGAAAAGCCAGUGGAAAUCCAGCUGGUGAAACCAGACCCGAAACCCAGCUUGAAGAAAAAGAAGAACAAACUGUACCAACGACAGAGAAAGCUGAAGAAGAAGCUCGGUAGAACCGGAGCAUAGAAUGUCCCAAGAGAGGAAUAAGCCAGGACUUGAAAAAGCAGAGACUUUUGCUAUAGUUUUGUGGCUUAAUUUGUGUACAGCAACUUUUUAAAAAACUACGCUCUUGUCAUCAAUUUCGAAUUUUUUAGAACAAAUUUUUUUCAAAUAUUUUAUUAUUGUUACUGUUUUGUGGACCAUAAAAAAGCAACCUAUUCAUUAUAACUCUGUACGAAUUGUGCCACAACCAAAUUAAA
Molecule: messenger RNA, 1331 nt
Organism: Gekko japonicus
Lineage: Eukaryota; Metazoa; Chordata; Lepidosauria; Squamata; Gekkonidae
Gene: BRIX1
Product: BRX1, biogenesis of ribosomes
Exons: 10
Coding region: 49-1098 (349 amino acids)
Biological process (GO): ribosomal large subunit assembly; rRNA processing
Cellular component (GO): nucleolus
Molecular function (GO): rRNA binding
Source: RefSeq, a predicted model, not a curated record